Solenopsis invicta (red fire ant) is the source of this 5703-nucleotide messenger RNA. RefSeq lists its product as uncharacterized. Bases 5191 to 5703 code for a protein of 170 amino acids. Lineage: Eukaryota; Metazoa; Arthropoda; Insecta; Hymenoptera; Formicidae. The record is from RefSeq and is a predicted model, not a curated record. The transcript has 4 exons.
GAACCGCUGUCGCGUCAGUCUGCGCUGAGUCUUCGUCGAGGGAGUUGCGCUCUCUUGGUGCGUCACCAGGGCAGCUGUUAGAGCCCCGUUGUUACACACAGAAGAGCAGCGAAAACUGGCCAAGAUAUCAGAGACUCAGUGUGUUAGAUUAGUGUGUGCGAAAAGUUUUACGAAUCUUUCGGCAUCCAACAAUCUGACAUAGACUGAGGAAAUUAGUUCAGAUGAAGCAGAAAAAUGCGAACUUUGGAUCAGCCAGGCUGAAGGAAUUAUGCAAAUAGAGGCACAAGGCGCAAUAGUAAAUAAAGUCGUUCUUGCGAGUAUUUUUCAUCUGUUCUUCGCACGACAGCUCCGUAUGCGUAAAGUCGACCAUUUACUUAUUCACUGCUACCGUGUGCGAGGUGCGAAACCGGGUUAAGGUUAAGCCAUGUAAGCGACGGAUAACCAUGUAACUAUCACAUCGUCGUCGGACCGUCGUGCAAGCCAUUGACGUAAGAACCGCGACCGUUUUCUGGUCGUUUCACGGGGGUCCGACACGAAUGUGACGCCCCGACGCACGCACGUGUAAAUAUAGAAGAGAUCCGUCACGCACGCUACGGUCUGGGGAAACCGUUCGAUAAAAUGCAAAAUGCACGAAAGCAUAGACGGAUCGAUUCACCAACGGUCGGGAAAUACGUACGACCGUAUGCUCAGUUGACUUCUUGGGCACGGCAAAAAGUGGGAAGUGUAUCAACAAAUAUUUUUUUAAAUGGUCAUCGAUGCACUCGUUUUAAAUAAAAUAGCUCGCAUUGACACACAACAGUUAUCGCUACCAUACUACUUAUAUUAGACAACAUUAACGACGCUUACAUUAUGAAUUUUUAAUAAAUUACUAACAAUUCAAUAAUGUAAAAUUUCUCAUUAUAUAUUAACAUUUCUUAGCUCUUGCUCGUUUUAUUAUAAUUGUUUUAAAUUUAUUUUUAUUAUUAGAUCUAAUCAAAACUUUAUAUUAGUCUCUGUUUCUAUUAAAUUUACUAUUUUUCUUCUUGCGCCGCUUUUUCAUUAUUUUAUAUUUGAAUAGCUACACUUAGCGUGGAAUGCUUGAAUAAAUAAUAUGAAGAGCUUGAAUGUAAAUUAUUAUUAUUAUUAUUAUUAUAAGAUGUAAAAAAAUUGAUUUUAUUAUCACAAAAAUAUAUUCAUGCGAUGUGAUUGCACGUUAUAAAUAAUUAGAUAUGCAUAUGCUGUUAUGCAUCAUUGAUUUAUCACACAUAUUUACGUUGCUCUAAACACAACUUGCUGAUACGAGCAGACAUGUGAGUUGUCAUUUUAGUAAAAAAUAAAUAUGUCUUAUUCCUUCUAUAUGAUGAAUUUAAGAAUAUUCAAACAUAUGAUAACAAAAACGCAAAGAAACACAGAGUAAUUUAUAAGCUACAAGAUAAAUACAUAGACUUUAUGUUCUAGUCUUAAAAUACAAUGAAAAAAAAUAAAAUGAAAAGGACCCGUUUUCUGCUUUUUCAUUUUGGGUGAAUACAAUGAAUGAAAAAAAAUGAGAAAGAUUUUUUCUAUAGGCCUGUGUAAAUCUACACCAUCCUGUCGCGUGUAUGCAGGCGUUGUUUAGCGAGCUCAAACUUAUUAAAUUAUGGUUGAAUUUGAAGAAGUAUAUAAAAUCACACAAAUAAACAUAGGCAUUAAGAUCCAGCUACAACCGAAGAAGGCUUUCUUAUUAUCAUUGUGUUGUUACUAAAUUAUAGUUCCGUGUUAGUCUCUGCACAAAAUAAAAGAAUAUUUGCUAUUAGGAAUAGAAAUUAGAAUUUUAGAAUAAAUGUUCUUAAUUUAACGUAAAUAUAAUGAAUAUAAAAAGCAAAAAAUUGUAAAACAUAAAUGCAUGCUACAAAAACCAAACUUCUUAUUUAUCUAUAGUGUUUAUUAAGAAAACUAAUUCCAAAAUUUGUAAUAUGUAAUAUUCCUCCAUUGCGCACAAGGCUUAACUCUCUCUUCUAUUUUUCGCUAGAUUGAUUUAUAAUUCUACAAAAGCAUUCUUAAGACAUAAUUUAAACAUAUUUUUUUAAAGAUUGAUUUUUAAACUUUUUUAAGUAUAUAUGCCUUUUUUAAAUAUUAUUACCGUAUUUCAUUUUCAAUGUUGCAUGGAAAAUGUUGGUUGAAUAUUUAUUUUUUUAUGUAAUUAUUAAUCAAUAUUUCUCUAAUAAAUUUUAUUAAUAUAAAAUCUAUUUAAUUAAUGGACUACAUUGUACGGAUACAUGAAAAAUUAUGCAUAAUUGAUUAAAAUUAAAAAUUGCAAACAUUUUGUGGAAAUAAUAUUUUUUUUUAUUUGCAUUAAAUUAUCGUGUAAUUUUCCAUAUAUGUAUUAUAGUUUUAUUUGUUUGAUUUGAUGCAUUAUAAUAUUUUUUAGGUUCAAACAUUUGAUUAUCUAGACGAUAAUUUUAUGCAAAGUAUGUCAACAUAAAAUUACGAACGUUUAUCAGAAAAAACUAUAAUAAUGUUGCUUGAUAUUCUCUUUUAUCAUCUUUAUCAACGAUCGUUACUUUUAUAAUCGGUGGGUAAAGAAAAGAACUAUAAAAAAAUAAAAUAUUCAGCAAACUUUUGUCGCAUCAAUUUUAAAUUCUCCGAUUGAGUAAAUAAUCUUUUACAAAAUCAAUGAUAAGAUUUAUCUUAAUUUAUAUCAGUAUAAAAAAGGUAUUAUCGUUUUGCUAGCUACUUUUAUGAAUUGUUUUAUGGAAAUUAUGCGGAUGAUUGAUUUGAUAUUUUAUAAAUAUAAUAAUACCAUUUUUUUAAUAAUCAAUCAUUUUUACAAGUUAAAAUAAUGAAAAUUAUGGUAAUUAUAACAAUGUUCGCACGAUAUGUUCAAGCACCCGCCUCAUGAUUCCUAUAAAAUCUCGACUUUUAAUCAUCUAAAAAAAGUAACAGAUGAUGUUUUUAAUCUGAAGAUGUUUGAUUAUCGUUGGUAUCAAAAUUAUAGAAAACAAUUUUUUAAUAAUUUUGAGGCAUGUAAAAAUUGUAUUUUAAAAAUCACUACAAAUUUGACAGUUUUACGUGAAAAAUAAAAUAAAAAGUUAAUACAGUUUAAUCUUGGUACCAACAAGACAAGUGUAUCAAAUAUGUAUCUAUAGAGUAAAGUCUAUCGGUUUAUUAAUUUAUCUAAAAUCGUGGUAACUGACUUAAAAAAUAUAGUUUCAAGAAAAACGCGUUUAAAAUUACAAUUUAAUCGUUACAAUUUAAUCAAUUUACGUAAAUUUCAGCAAUGUUUCAAAAAUAUGAGCUAUUUCUUUUAUGACAUCAUGAACACACACACACACACACAAAUGUACAUUCGAUUUUGACCUGCACGCCACAUCAAAUAACUAUAGGCUAUAAAUGACUUUUAAAACUUUUCAACAAUAACUUUUGUAAUUUUCCGAUAAAAUUUCAAAGAUAGAUUCUUAAAAGUAUGUACUUUCAUAAAAUACAAAAAAAUACAAAAAAAGAAAAUCGAUCUUUUUACUCUCAAAAUAAUAAUAUUCUCUUAGGCGUAAUGUUUUUGCGACUAUUUUGUUACGUAAAUAAAUUUAAAUAUCGUAUAAUGUUAAUGGAGAGUAAUUGAUUGAAAAACAGUAUUAUAAUUAAAUUCCAUAUCGUGUGAAAUUUUUUCUUUGAUACACAAUAUAACGUACAUUUAUACAAAUGUUACAUAAUUUAUUGUUCGAUUAUAUUUUCCUGUUUUGAAAGGAAAAGUUUCAUCAACUGGUUUACGAUCAAAAUAGCAGUAUGUGAGUAAGACGAAUAUGACGUUUAUGACGUAUGUAUAUGACGUAAAUGACGUAUGACAAUAGAUCUACCUAAUCGUUACGUGUCGAUUUAAUACUAAAAAAAUAUUUUUAUGCUUAUAAAUUAAGAAAAAAAUACAAGUUUUUAAAAAUUAUAAUUAACUUUUAAACGUCCUAAGAUAACAUUAAAAAAUUGAUGUAAAUUACUCAAAUUUGAUAUUAAUGAAAUAUUUAUAUGCUCUUUUUGAAUUCAAUUAAUACCAAGAAUACUACAAUAGAUACAUGAACCACGUAACAUUUCGUUCUUAGAAAUACUUAAUUUCUACAGUUUACAAUGAAUUGAAUGACGAUGAGUAUGUCAUGUCGGUAUAGCAAUUGCGAGUUAUUAUUAAACCGCAUAGUCAACCUACAAUUAUACUUAUUUUAAUAAUAAACUUCCAAACAAUUUUUAACUUAUUAUUUCUAAACUAUAAAUUUUUAAUAUUGAGUAUUACAUGUAAUUAAACUUUAAAAAAUUUGAGAUAUAUUUUAUUAUCUGUUCACACAAGUUUGUAAUUUCUACAGUUCCUUAAUAUUCAUCAACAGUCUUUUAUUUUUAAUUUCUUAAAUUCGAAAAUUUUUAGCACUUUAAUAUUCUUCAUUACUUGUGUACAUUAUUAAAUACUUCUCUAUGGCUUUGAAAUAUUUGUCUUUCCUAACUAUAUGAUAUAUUAUACAUUAAAAUAUUAAUUGAUAUAUUUGGAAGGGAUAAAAAUUACAAAUAAGAUGCAUAAUGUACACGCAACAAUUUUAUCACUUUUGUAACAAAACAAAAAGGCAAUGAUCAAACUUGCCCAAUUGUAAACACCUACUUUCUGCGACGCAACCUUUGACACAUGGUCUCUAUCUGUGAUAGCUUAAAUAAAAUAUAGGCACAUCUACAUCAGAACAGCUUGUGUUUAACUAAUAUCCUGCACUUCAUUGAACGUAGUCUAGCCUCUUGAAGAGGUUCGUAGUACAAGUUACGUCCUUGGAUGUCGCUUCUCGAGUAUGUAUGUAAAUUGGAAUUAAUUUCGCGGCCGCGUCGUUGCGUUAGUUUGUGCACGCAUACGGAGUCUGCUUGACGCGUGUGUAUAUCUUGAUAUAACAUAUAAAUGCAUGCGAAAAAGUCGCGUAUCAUCGCGGUGAGAUUUAUUUACGGCGUUCUCUCACGUGUUUAGGUGAGCUUGGAUGCUGAUCGCACGGUGAUAACGUUUCGAAAAUAACACUUUAUCUUUACGAUUUCGGUGUCGCACUCGGAAACGGAUCGUAUAAUCGUGCGCCGCUCGGAAUUGAACGAUCUCUCGCUCUCUAUUAUAUUCGUGUCGCCUUAUAUACAGCGGCCCGCGACACGAUAUGUUAGUCGCCAAGAAAAUUUGCUAGUCGAAAGACAACGUCUAUAUUAUUCGCAACACUAUUCCCGAUACCCAGCACCAUGGACGAGUCCAGCGCUAUGUCUCUGGAGGAAUCACGGAGAUCGCAACGUCCGUACCGGUACGGAAUGGUCCUGCUAUGCGUCGGAGCUCUCAUCAACUGGUUGGGUUUAGCGGAGAACUACGUUGAACCGGUUCGUUAUGUCGGUGUCGCCUGCAUAGUCGCCGGAGCUCUCCUCAUUUGCGCCGCGAUGUGCUGCUGGUUGCACGCACCUCCAACUAGGGCGAGCACGCACACGCAACACACGAACCAUCCGAUCACGGCACAGAUCGAUGACCCGAUCCACGUGAUUUCCAUCGAGGAACCGCCCGGCGUGUCGAGACAGAAGCCGCCGGAUUACGAGGCGGUGACGGAUGCGCCGCCGAGCUACGACGAUGCUAUCAAGCUAAAUCCUAGUCAGUUAAUCAGGUUGAGCAACGGCAGCACGCCGCCGUUAUCCUCAGGACAAGUUAUCCCGACGACCAUAAGUAUCGUCUCUCCAACGCUAACACCGCCUCCGCCAUACGCAAGGUAA